AUGCCUGCAGACUCCCGUGCAGACUGGACAUCCUGGACAGCACGCCAGCUUCGGCAGGAGUGCUUGUCGAGAGGCCUUGAUUUGACGGGCUGCUUUGAGAAAGAUGCCCUACUCCAAAGACUGCUGGCUGCUUCGACUUCGGGCGCAGUCGACGAUGCGGGACCAGUCGAGAGGUCAUCCAUGCACACGCCAGCGACCUGCGACCCAAGCCAUGAGGCGGCUGCAACAUCUAGUAGGGCAGCCUCUGCGACAGAAGCGGGCCAACUUGCACCCGACACGUUUCAUCAUGGCGAGUGCGAUAUCUCGUGGCAGGCCAAGACCAUGCGCGAACUUCGUCGAGAGGGAGUGCUGCUAGGUGUAGACCUGAGGGGUUGCUUCGACAAGGCUGACAUUAUUGACAAGCUGAAGGUAGCCCAACGGAAUGCAGCGACUGGCGGGGACAAGUUGCAGAAUGACCGAACCCAAAAGAUGUCUACGGAGCCAGAAGAGAGACAAAGUUCGGAAGCGCAACGCACAACAGACUCCGAAGACUUCCAACGAGCUGGCUCACAGGACCUUGCCGCAGCAGGGGAUGUGCAGCAGCAAUCGGACGAGCUUCUGGCAGACCGCCCUCCAAGCGCAAAGGAUGCAGCAAAGGAUGCAGCACAGCAUCCAGGCCAAGAUGUCACCGUUGCACAAAAGCAUGACGAAGCAAGUGGGAAGUCAAACGUAGUCCAAGACCCAGAGCCCCCAAAGCUGCCAGAGCCCCCAGAGCCCCCAGAGGUUAGAGCAUCUCGGCACCAGGAGUUCAGAGAAGAACUGCAGAAAAGGCUGCGGGAGCCAGAGCAGAACGAUGAACAGAAGCCCCAGCAGCACAGCGAAUUGAAGAACCAAGGCAGGAGUAACAGGCUACAGCAAGUUCCCAAGCAGCAGCGGCUUCAAAGCGCCUGGGAAGUCGCAGAGGGCCUGGAAGUGCAAGGAUACUCGCUGGAGGUCGUACCAAUGAGGACCCUGGUAAAGGAGUGCAAGCUGUUGGGCAUUGACGCAUCCGGCCUCUACGCAAAGUGUGAGGUGAUCAGCAAGCUGAUGUCUGUCCUGGACAAAACAGUUGUCUGUGAACCAGCAACAGCAAAGCACUUCCAGGUGUUUCCAGGAGACGCAACUGUACACGAUUCCAAGGCAGUGCUGCCGGAACCGACUGGACCUCCAGUUGCGCUGUCGCCCUUCAAGACCGAAGAGAACCGCGAGAAGAGGCCCAAGACUCCGCCAAAGACUUUCGGUCCGUGGUCACUGGGUGAUCCUAUCCUCGAAGAGGACAAUGAUGGGCAAGUGGUGCCCGGAGAGACCGAGGAAGAUGCAGAAGAAAUCAUCAUGGACAUCCAGGAGGAAUCUACGGCUCCGAAGGAGCCUGUCGAUCUGUCUGUGCCUUCGGGCGCUUGCCAGCCCCAGCAGGACGACAAGGGGCACACAGAGGUGCAGGGUUCAACAGCUCCCAAGGAGCUGAGCCCCUCCUCGCAAAGCUUACAAAACGUAGAGGCAGGAGGACCACAGCCUUGCACAGCUGCUCGGCCUCGUGCAUCGAUCUCAGAGCUGUUCCGGCUGUCCCUUUCGGAGCUUGAAGCCAGGUGUGCAGAUGAAGGCGUAGAGGUCGGUCUUGGAGACUCCAAAGGCGUCCUGAUCUCCAAGCUGAAGCAGGCUGUGUCUAGGUCGGCAACAUUGACUGCGUCUGGAACAAGUCCUGUCCCACUUCCCGGUGAGAAGGAAGAUGCUGCAAAGAGCGCUCAACCCACCUCAGCCGGCAGGGCAAUGGCAGUGGAGACCACUCCAAUGAGUCCCAGAGUUAACAGCUUCAAACAAGAGCCUGAGAUGUUCCAUAUCGGGUCUGAAGAUGGAAGCUGUGCUGAUGAACAGUCUGAUACCGAUUUUUUCCCAGAUCUGCUCCCCACAAGCACCAGCAAGAUGAAGUUUGGAGAGGACUCUGACGCACUGGAUGGACUGCAAUCAGCAAAAGUGAGUGAACAUGACAGACACGACAGCGACGCAGAGGCUGGUUCUGGGCUUCAAGAGGCUGUACCGCAGCAUGCCCCCAGAACAGCGGCGGAGGAAAAUCAGGACGAAUCAGUCCAUCAUGAUAGAUCCACUGCCAGGGAAGGAGCAGAAGAGCUUCCGAGCCAACAGACGGCGUUUUGCGAGGAGGGCAAAUUGGAUGGGCCCGAAGUAGGGUGUGCGUCUGCCAGCUCUGCCCACCUCGAGGAAAAUGACCCAAACUUUGAGGCUGUUCCGGAGAGACCGGUGUCAGCUAUGCAGAAGGGCUCAGCAUUUCCCGCAGAUGAGUUGAGCAGAAGGGAGGAAAAUCCGCCACAGGACGCGCAGGAUCCCUAUCAUGGCUUGGAAGCUAGUCGACAAGGCGGCAGCAUGUUUGACUUUGACGAUCUGGACGAAGCGGAGGCAGAUCCUCCGGUCAAAAAUGUACCAGCAUCGCCCAAAGAAAUGGACACGACAGCAGAGGGACCUACUCCGGCGCAACCAGAAGGUGCAGCUCCGGAGAAGAGCAAGAGCGCACCGAAGAAAGAGGAAUCCCCUCCUCCAGUUCGGAAAGCAGACUCAUCGGAUCAACCGGAAGAGGCUGCUCCGGUUAAAAGCGUGGGCUCUCAGGCUCCUCAGGAGUCUCAGGCUGAUGUCAAUCCGCUACUCAGAUUCUCCACGAAGGAGCUCCUAGAGCUGGCGAGGUCUCGGGGCGUGGACGUUCGAGGAUGUGUGGAGAAGAGUGACAUUGUUGCUUGCCUCACGCGCCCGCCACGGCCGCCUGUAACACCUCCAGUGACUCCAGGGAAGCAAGCUGUGCCACACAGUCCGACCCCCAAGCCAUCUUCCCAGUUUCCUGAUGCACGCCGUCCAAAGGCAGCUUCAAAGGCACCGCUCAGGGCUAAGUCCAAGGCAAUGCCCUCGAGAAGUCCGCCUCAGCCUGCAAAAUCCCAGAUGCCCUCUAGGCCAAGCCCGGCCAGAAGGGUGGACUACACAAGACCAGACCCCACAGUGCAGCCAGCCAAGGCUGCGCAGGCCUGGUCUCAGGGAGAAUCACCAGAUGGAUGGAGCGCCAGGAUGCAAACAUGGUUCGGGAGGUAUCCAGGCUUUUGCGCAGCCCUUCCUCCCGAAGCAGAGAUGUGGACAGACCAAGAGCUGGAUGUGUACUUUGGGAGCAAUGGUGACAUUUGGCCGAGGGGCAAAAGACCAGCCUGGUUUGGAAGAUCGACUGACACAGACGAGGCUAAACCAACUCCAAAGCCCCAAGGACCCCGGACGUACCCGGACCUAAAGGUGCACUUCCAGACCCUUGAUCUAGCCGAGACAACGCCUCCAGAAAUCAUCAGGAGGCAUUACCGCCGGCUAGCACGAGACUGCCAUCCUGACAAGCAUCCUGACAAUAUCGAGGAAGCGACCAGACAGUUCCAGCAAAUAACUGAGGCGUACGAAGCAAUUGCCAAUCGACUGAAGCUGUGA
Symbiodinium pilosum is the source of this 3480-nucleotide messenger RNA. The record is from the annotation of a GenBank genome assembly. Lineage: Eukaryota; Dinophyceae; Suessiales; Symbiodiniaceae.